Molecule: messenger RNA, 8731 nt
Organism: Amoebophrya sp. A120
Lineage: Eukaryota; Dinophyceae; Syndiniales; Amoebophryaceae
Source: the annotation of a GenBank genome assembly
GUCACUCCAAACUCCUAUAUCCUCUCUUCAUUGGCGGGAUUGAAGUGGAAGCACAUCUUCCCGGGACGUAAAUUUUUGAAUAUGCUACACCAUUCAAUUGUCUUUCAAUUCGAUUCCAAAAAUGCAAAUUGUCCUCCAGAUGGACCAUUUUUCUAAGCAGGUGAUGAGCACAGCGAGUACUCGUUUUCUUUUUUCUCCAGGAUGAGCCUCCCGCGCUCCUUAUCCUGAGUAAAAACGUCCCCACACCAGAGUUGUAAUGCAGAUUUGCAAAGACAGGAAGACUUGUAAUGCGCAUCCCCAUGAGAGCCAUUUCCAAUUGUGUUUUGGAAUUUGUGAUGCUGUGAACAGGAUGAGCAGACGAAUCUGUGACGCGGCUGCACUUGCUAACCUGCACUACACUGCAGAGUGCAAUCUGUCAUGCGUGGCUCACAAAACUCCUAGGUUUGUGUUGCAAAAUCCCCAUCCUGACUCUGGUGUGGGUACGUUUUUACUCAGGAUACUCCUCCUCCGCUUCCGCUGACCAUGGUCCACUUGGAUUACCGGGCUGCGACGGUGAGCCGCGUUGUCGCGACGGCGGGGAGCAUCGCGAACCUGCGGGUGCCGGUCUGUAUCCAGUGCAAAUAUGUCUGGGUCUGGAAGGACGCAACUCGUGCUGCGCAUUUCGGAUCAGACGAAAAUCUGUCAUGCAUGGACAGUAAAAGUAGCGUGCUCGUCGUCAGGAAAAUCCGGGAUUUCUCACGCGAGAUACGAACUGCUUGAAAACCUCCCGAAAACCUGUGAUGCGACGGCUUGCGUGCCGGAGCUUCCUUCUGGGUCAUGCAAAAACAUUAUGACAAGGUCCGCGCUCAUCCAGACCAAGACAUAUUUGCAAUGCAUAGUCUGUCCCGCGGAGUGGGGCGGGGGGUUCUGCGGGGACGAGUUCCUGCUGGGGAAUUCCACAGCCCCCAGUUAUCAAAGUGAAAAAAACAUCCCUCCCAUAUCGAAACGAAGUUUCUGAUGCUGGAUUUGCACACACAAAUCAGAUUUGUCUUGCUGGAGAGGUGGACUGCAGACCCAUAGCAAGCCUGAGCGGAGCGGCUGUGGCAUAGGUGCUUAGCAUGAAGAACGUCCGCACUGUACGCCCAACAGCAUGACAAAACGCCUGCAAAAUGCGGCGGAGACUGUGGAGUUGCCUUCUUGCAAGACAGACGCGAUUUGUGGUCACAAAUCAGCAACGCAAAUUUUCGAAGACGUGACGCGCAAUAUGGGGAGGGGGGAUUUUUCCUUGUGAUGCCAGCUCCGCGAACACCAUUCCCUCCUGCGACGAAGAGUGCCGAACCGGGGACUACGCCCCGGACUGUUAUCAAAUGCGAAUAUCCCUGGAUGUCUGGAAACUUGCGAUGCUGGGUGGCGUAUCAUGAGGAGCGAGGCCACAAGUGCUGGCUCAGCAUGACAAGUUUCGGAGCUUCUAGUUGUUGCCUAUUCUGCAUGACAAACUGCGUUUCUGCAUGACAGAAAAGUGGGGCUCUUGGGUAAUGUGCAUGACAAAUUUAAGAGCCAUGUGAGAAAAGCAUGACAAACUUGCAUUCUUCUAGACCCAGACAUUUCUGCUCUUCCCCGUGCUGUUCCAGAAAGUUCAAGUCGUUCUCUUCCCCGUGCUGUACCAAGGUCUUGUUUCCAGACAAAACACCAGACAUUUCUGCGGUUGAUAACUGUACGCACUUUACCAUUGAGAGCAUCGACGGCAGCUCUAACCGCACCUGCAGUUUUUUCAGAUCCGGCUGCACGCAACCCCUGUCCAAUGUCCCCAAGGACUUGAAGACCACAUUCGCUUUGGAAAGGAAUGUAUCACAUGCAAAAAUGUCUGGGUCUGGAAGAAUGCAAUUUGUCAUGCAGUUUUUGGAGUCUAAAAAAAUUUGUGUUGCAUGACCAGCAAGAGGGGUGCAAUUUGUGCUGCACGGACAGGGCAUUUCUCAUGCGGAAGGUGCAUCAGGAAGCCCUCUAAAAGUCUGCGAUGCUAGCUCAUGCAUUACAGGCGUCAUGGGUCAUGAGAAAUACGCAUGACAAAUCUUGCAUUCUUCCAGACCGAGACACUUUUACAUACGAUAGGGUCUCAACGUCUGCAAGUCCGCGUUCAACAUUCCUCGGAUCAAGGAAUGCCGGGUGGCGAUCGACGGCGGCUGCGUACCGGUAUCAAAUGCAAAUAUGUUUGAGUCUGGAAUAAAUUUGUGAUGCUAAAAUGUGCAUAAGGAAUAAAGCACCUCCCUAUGCAAGAAAGCAUGUGACAGUGACAAGUUUGCAGAAAACUUUCUCAUUCGCAAAUCGGAUGGAAAACUGCGUUUUUUUUUGCCUGCGACUUUUGUUCCUAAUUUCCAGACAUAGCCAUAUCUGCAAUGCAUAGCCGGCUUCCGUCAACAAGACCGAGGAGCAAAUGACGAUCGCCAAGUAUUUCGACCGGGCUUACUCCCUUAUCAAAUGCAAAUAUGUAUGGGCCUGGAAGGUUGUAACUUGUGAUGCUGCCUGUGGAUUCUACAAAAAUCUGUAUUGCAUAAGCAGCAGCAGGAGUCCAGUUUUUGCUACGCGGACGGGGAAUUUCUCAUACGGUAUAGGCAUGAGGAAGCCCUUGCAAAAUCUGUAAGGCUAGAGCAUACAUCACAGACAUAAUGGGUCUUCCAAAAGUUGCAUGACAAACUCCUACACUCAUCCAGACCCAGACAUUUGUGCAUUUGAUAUCCCUAGAAGAGUGUCGGUUUCUGUGCAGCGUGACGGACAACUGCGACAGUUUCUUCCUCACCAAAGCUACCGGCGCUUGCGAGCUGAAAUACGCGGGCUGCGAGGUGGACUUGGACCUCACCGGGGAAAUGGAGGGCUACUACCUCGACCAGUGCACGUAUCCAGGAAAAAAAGUGUGUAAGUCGUGUGAUUCUUUGAUGCAGAAAAUGCAAAACAGGAUCUAUACACUUGUCAUGCUGGUGACCAGACAUGAUACCCUGUCUUCGGACGUUUUUUCUUGCACUAGCUGUGCAUGACAGGAUUUCUCUGGUGCCAUGCAAAACAGGGUUGUCAUGCUGACACCAAGAGAAAUCUACACUAACACAGUUUUUUUACUUGCACAGCACGAUCCGGGGCGAGGUCUGUCCCGCAAAGUUCGUCGGGAACUGCGCGUCCAGUGGGGCGCAAGUCAUCCCGGAAGAGGACCUGUUUAAGCAGACGGGCCAGGUGAACCCCCUGGACACGCGAAUCCAGCGCCCGGUCAGGUUGACGGAUCUGAAGAACUACUGUCGCGGCCGCGGGUUUGCGACGGGGGACGAGGAAAAGCGUAUGUGAGAAGAAGACUGUGUAUAUAAAAGUGUAAGAACUUUGUGUUGCAGAUGGUGCGUGAUAGAGACUGGCAUAGGCGUUUGUUUCACGCACUAUCUCCGCGUGACAAAUUUGUGAUUCUGAUAAAGGAGUUACACUAAAAACACAGUGUUCUUUAUUUUCCUGCAUAAGACGGUGCCAGGGCUUUGCGCGGAGCUCGGAAACGGGGGAGUUGACGUAUUACCAGGGGAAGAGCAACUGCGUCGUGGAGGACCCGCCGUCGACCAAGAGUUUUCUCUUUUUCGUAUCCCGUGUAAAAACGUCCCCACCCCAGAGUUGUCAUGCAGAUCUGCAAACACGAGAGCGCUUGUAAUGCGCAUUCCCAUAAUAGGCAUUUCCGAUCGUGUUUUGGAACUUGUAAUGCUGUGAGCAGGAUGAGCAGAUGGAUUUGUAACGCGAGUUCCCGUGUUAAACUGAACUAUAAUACAGCCUGCAAUUUGUCAUGCGUGACUGCCAAAACUUCGAGGUUUGUGUUGCAAAAUCCCCAUCUUGACUCUGGGGUGGGGACGUUUUUACUCAGGAUAUUUCGACUUGGACACGAUGGACCAGAAGUGCAAGCGCUUCGUGCCCCGCGUGGGCCCGGCGUCGUGCCCGCGGACGUGGAGCCGUGGUUUCUGCGGCAACGCCGCGGACAAGCAGAUCGCGACUGGGGCGGUUUACAACGACAGGAUUUACUCCGUGCAAGAGUGCCGGUACUUGUGCUCCGAGACCGAAGCCUGCGGCGGGUUUUUCUUGCAGCACAAAAAGGCGGCCUGCUGGCUGUUCCAGGAGGGCUGCGAGCCGAGCGGGAACGUGACGGACUUCGACUAUUACGCCAUGAGCUCCUGCAAGCCUUCCACCGACGGGCUUUCCGGGGGGCACGGAUCGAAAAUCGACGAGAAGUUCCUGACGGUCGCGCAGAGCGGGCCGGAGGCGAGCGUGGACCCGCCGCCGCCGACCACCGGGGCGGUCAACGUGCUCCUCCGGCCGGAGAACGACUUCAGCAGCUACGGUUGGGUCACGCUGGCGAACGUGGGGUAUUGCACGAAGACCGGCCCGGCGACGGCGCAAGCGAGUCACAGCUACUGGCGGGUGGAUUUGGACACGAAAAAGUACAUCGCGGGCUUCUCAAUCUUCGCGAACGGGGACCUGACCGCCGAGUGCCGCACGGGGGUGCAAAACGCCCGGAUCAGUUACUACAAGGAAAACUACGAAACGGACGUCAACAGCACCACCUCCUCCGCUGUUUCUUCUUUCCUCAGUCGCACGCAGACUCCGGGGCUGGUGUCCGCGCGCGGCGCCUGGAUCGCGGUCAACCAGCACAUUGACUCCGUGCAACUGCAGCAAUUUGGGGCGGGGAACGCGAAGAAGGAGAUGUGCUUCUGCGGCCUGUGGCUGUACGAGGCGCCGCCGCCGGUUUUGGGGCAGUACUACGUAUCGUCAGAAAAAACUGUUUCACUGUAAGGAUUUUGCAAGUUUUGCAUUACAAGUUCGCUACACAUUACAAAGAAAACUUGCCAUGCGAGGUUCCUAAGGGAGAACACCGCUAAAAGUCACUUGUCUUGCAUGUAUAGCAAGACAAACACUUCAGUGAUGCAUUUUCCGCAUUACAGAUUUACAGUGAAACAGUUUUUUCUUGCGAUACUGCGUGGCCGACCCGCUGCAGUCGUGCGACGAGAAGUGCGCGGAGCUGGGGCUGCCCUGCAACUAUGCAUUGCAAAUAUGUUGUCUGGGUCUGGAGGGAUGCAGCCUGUGAUGCUGAAUGUGAAUUCUACAAUGAAUCUGUAUUGCAUGAACAGCAAAAAAACAGUUCUGAUGCGGUAUAGGCUUCAGGAAGCCCUCACAAAAUCUGUGAUGCUAGGGCAUGCAUCACAGACAUCAGGAGUCAUGCAAAAUGUGCAUGGCAAACCUUGCUUCCUUCCAGACCCAGACAUAUUUCUUGCAUUUGAUAGCAACAGCGAGGAAACGAGCGAAACGACUUUGGACACGGCCCGGGUGGCCGAGAAGUUCGCCACGCUGGGCUUGACGUGCGACAAGAGCACAACUCCCCCUCCCCCUCAUUUGUGUAGCAUGAACGGCAAUACAAGCGCCAGCCAGAAUGCAGGUUUUGCAUGACAGAGUUGCACAAGAUUGUAGUGCUAUUUGGGCUGCCAGAACUUGUCAUCAUGCGAACAGUGCUAGGAGGCACGGCCUGGAUUGGGCAUUUUGCAUGACAAAUGAGGGGGAGGGGGAGUCGUGCACAUUCAUAUGACGUGCGACAAGAGCACAGAGGAGGUCGGGGUGGAGGACAGUUUCUUCUCGCCUGUCGUCGAGGAACAAACCCAGGGGGCGGCGACUACCAGCUGGAAGUGCUUGCGGUAUAACAAGCAAAUGUACGACCACGGGCUGAAGUCCCAGUGCAGCGCGCGUCCGACUUUGGAAUCCCAGCGGCGGGUGUGCUUCUGCGGGGGAAGGAAACAGCUAUGCACUGCAAAAAUGUCUGGGUCUGGAAUAAUACAAACUUGUGAUGCGCAUUCCAGAACACAGAAGGAUCUCUUAUGCAUAGGUAGCAAAAACUGCCCACUUUCUGUCACCAAAAUGGGGGAUUUGUCAUGCGGAUUCGGCAUUGCGGAAGCUUCUCGAAACCUGUGACGCUAGAGCUUCCAUGCCAGGCCUUCUGUGUCAUGCAAAAACAGCAGGACUCUUCCAGACCCAGACAUAUUUGCAUUUGAUAACAGCGGAAGUUCGAGAAUUCCGCCGACCCGGACCUGCCGUUGAAUUUCAUCGAAACCAAAAACAACGCGUGGAACGCGACGCAGUUCGACGGCAGCGGGGCGCCCGGCUGCAGCGGCAUAGGCGGAUUCAAGUAUUUGUGCGGGGCGGGCAAUGUUUUUAACCGCCCUUUUGAUAACCGAAAGGGAUCCAAGAUCUUCAAGUACGACUACAUUCCCACCACGGACCGAUUUUGCAUGCACACGGGCGACUCCAACAGCUCGCUUCUGCUGCCGUUUUGGCGCGCCGAGUUGUCGGCGUUCUCAGACCAAGUGCAGAGCCAGUUUCCGAUGGGGAAUAACACGAACACUAACAGCAGUACUAGCGGUAAUAAUGCCUUCGCAGCUACUUCUUCCAACACAAGCAACAGCAGCGGCUCUGGUACUAGCGGCAGUGCAGCAACCUUCUUGCGGAAAGUGGCGGACACGUUUUUGGGAAACACAGUCACAGAAGAUGAAGACGAAGAAAAAGGAGAUAGUACAGCAGCAGAUGAUGAGGACCGUAGUAUGCUUUUGGAAAGAAACGAGCAAACGCCGGUGGGAAUCGACAUCUACGAGAUGUUCGGACGGUACGUUUAUGCCUUGCAAAAGUAUCAUACUAGCAGUAAGAUUGCAAGACAGGUUGGCAGCUCAGCAUGACAAGUAGAAACAAAUGGAGUUUGUCAUGCUGAUUUAGAUUAGAAAAGAACUUUGUCAUGCGUGACUGCGAUUACUUUUACUACGAUACUUUUGCAAAGGAUAACGCUGAAGGCUUCGAAAUUUUCUCCGCGGACAUCGAGGGCGACACAGCGUUUGGAAAAUAUCCAAGAAAAAAACUGUGUAAGUUGUGUAUGGUUUGUGCGGCGGACGACGCAAGACAUUCACACUUGUCAUGCUGGAUCUGCAUCACGGGCUAGUUUCGUGCGACGUGUUUUUAGUGAUACUACCUGCGCAUGACAGGUUUUGUUUUUUAAACGCAAAACGAAUUUGAUGUCUUUGUGAUGGUAAUAAUCAUCCAACCGAGCUACUGAUUUAUUGUGCUUUGCAUGGCAAGUUUUCACUUUACUACACUUUUAUUCCUGGAUAGGAACCUGCCGAACGCCAAUGUCUAUUUUGACGACGAACCGAACGUCACGUUUCAGCUCCCGGCGGAGAUUAUGAAAUGCAAAUAUGUCUUGCUCUGGAAGGGUGCGAAUUUGUCAUGCAUAUUUUGUAUGCCCCAAGAGGUCUGCAAUGCAGGACCUAGCAUGACAGGUUCUGCGAAGUCUCUAUCAUAUCUAUCCCGCAUGACAAACUGCCACUACACUUGUUCAAACGUGGACGCUCUUUGGUAAUCAUGCAACACAAAUUUCUGUACUAUCCAGACUUAGCAUGACAAGUAAGACCCAGACAUUUUUGCAAUGCAUAGAGAUCAAGCCCACGGGGACGUGGGUGCCGGUGCAGCGGCGCAUGCGGUCGAUCAAGAUCGAGGCGCCUGGCGUGACAUAUCCUGAGUAAAAACGUACCCACACCAGAGUUGUAAUGCAGAUUUGCAAAGACAGGCAGACUUGUAAUGCGCAUCCCCAUGAGAGCCAUUUCCAAUCGUGUUUUGGAAUUUGUGAUGCUAUGAACAGGAUGAGCAGAUGAAUCUGUGACGCGGCUGUACUUGCUAACCUGCACUACACUGCAUAGCGCAACUUGUCAUGCGUGACUCACAAAACUCCUAGGUUUGUGUUGCAAAAUCCCCAUCCUGACUCUGGUGUGGGUACGUUUUUACUCAGGAUCUGACAAGUUUGUCGUUUUGCGGAAUUCACUUCUACCAGGGGGCCGACCCGGAUGUGCUCCUAUAGAAGAUAACUAUCCUGCUGUGUGAAAACGGCACCACCACUACCUUAGCUGUGCUUUUUUCAGCAGUGAAGUUGAAUCCGAGUCCGGCUAGGACGAGCGUCGAUACCAAAGUCAAUAUAUAAAUCUAAGGAACAAGAAGAAAAGGCAAUCGUAUUGGAGUUGUAGAAGUACUAGAGCACAUGAUCAGCACGAUGAUCUGAAGCAUAGCAACAUGGCUGACAGAUUGGGUAAGAUCACAUCGACUAUCGAAUGCAAAAAUGUCUGGGUCUGGAAGGUUGGAACUUGUAAUGCCAGCUUUCCGUACUUACGAAAUCUGUAUUGCAUAACCAACAAAAGCCGCAGCCUCUUUUGUACAUGCAAACACGCAGUUUCGCAUGCGGAUUGCCUAUGCGACAGCGUUCUGGCAAGUUCUCAUGCUAGGUUGCAUUCGGAACUGCUUCCAUCAUCCACAUUUUAGCAUCACAAGUUUCCAGACCCAGACAUAUUUGCAUUUGAUAUCGACUUAUUCGAAGGUUUUUUUUUGACAAGAGUUUUUCAAAGAAAACGUAGGGAACAACCAUGAUGCAGUCGUCACAUCUGAAUUUUUUACAUAGAUACGCAAUGUCCAAUUUGAAAGUCGCACUAUUGCAGCUCUAUUGGUGCUGCUGUCGUGGGAAGAAGAUACUAGCUUUCGUAUGGGCAUAGAAGGCUGUAAGAUGUUGAUCCCUUGUAUGAUGAUUGGACCGUAGUUUCGAAGAAACCCAGAAGACCAGCAAAGAAACCACGAAAUGUACUAUUGUACAAUGAUAUUGAUCAUGAUCGAAGAUGUUGAUGGGUACUUACAGCUACGUACAACUAAAGGACGACAUCAUAAUCGC